Setaria italica (foxtail millet) is the source of this 2087-nucleotide messenger RNA. RefSeq names its product putative serine/threonine-protein kinase. The coding region runs from base 494 to 1675 and encodes 393 amino acids. Lineage: Eukaryota; Viridiplantae; Streptophyta; Magnoliopsida; Poales; Poaceae. The transcript is spliced from 7 exons. Gene Ontology annotation, molecular function: protein kinase activity; ATP binding. The record is from RefSeq and is a predicted model, not a curated record. Gene Ontology annotation, biological process: protein phosphorylation.
UCAUCACGGGCGGGGGGUGGGUGCGGGCCGCCUGGCGAUCUGACCGCGCGUCGCCACAGAAGCGAGAGAGCAACAGCGACAGCGGAGCCAGCGAGGCGGGGCACGGCGGACCGGGUAAACACGCCGGGCCUCGGCCGCCUACUCCGCCUUCCCUUCGCCCCCCUCUUCACCCAGUCGGGCGGUCCUCGGCCAGAGCGCGGGGGAGAGCGCCACCGUGGGGAAGGAGGAGAGAGGAUAGAGGAAGAGGCAAGAGCUCAGAGCCGCGGCUGUCCGCGCUUUUGCUGCCCGCGGGAGCGAUCCCCCGCCUUCCGUCGGCCAGGUUCUUGCCCAAUUCUUACCUGGUUUGGGGAGCCAAUAUGGGGUAUCGAAUCCAGCUAUUUCCGUGUGUUUCUCAAGAUUCUUGCUGAACUUGUUCGAGUAGUCAAGGAGCAGGAAUUGCGGAAUUGGAACUGGUUUCGCAUAAACCUUGGGAGGAGGCCACGGAAUUUGGAACAUGGGAGGUUCGGUCGGGUGCUUGGGAGGCGGCUCCAAGUCGGGGCAAAAUCAGAAUGGUCAGGCCGUCGCGGCCUCAUCUCCUCGUUCAGGUCGUGUAUUAUCAGGAGCUGGAAAUAAUGUGCGAGUCUUCUCUCUAAAUGAGUUGAAGACUGCCACACGAAAUUUUCACAUGAUGAAUUGCAUUGGCCGUGGAGGUUUCGGAGCAGUGUAUAAGGGAAACCUGAAAGAUGGCACUCAAAUUGCAAUAAAGAAGCUUGCAGCUGAGUCAAAACAAGGAAUUAGCGAAUUCUUGACAGAGAUUAAUGUCAUAUCAAACGUCAAGCACCCAAACCUUGUCAAGCUACUUGGUUGCUGCGUUGAAGGGAAUAACAGACUAUUGGUGUACGAGUAUGCGGAGAAUAACAGUUUGGCAAAUGCUUUGCUUGGACCAAAGAGUAAAUGUAUUCCAUUGGACUGGCAGAAAAGAGCUGCUAUCUGUAUUGGAACUGCUUCUGGCCUUGCUUUUCUUCAUGAGGAAGCACAACCACGCAUUGUCCACCGUGAUAUCAAGGCUAGCAACAUUUUACUUGAUAAAAAACUGCUGCCUAAAAUCGGAGAUUUUGGGCUGGCCAAGCUUUUUCCUGAUGCUAUCACUCACAUUAGCACACGCGUCGCAGGAACAAUGGGAUAUUUAGCACCAGAGUAUGCCUUAUUGGGACAAUUAACCAAGAAAGCAGAUAUAUAUAGUUUUGGGGUGCUUCUUCUUGAAGUGAUAAGCGGUGAAAGCAGCAGCAAGUCGACUUGGGGGCCUGAUAUGCAUGUCCUUGUGGAAUGGACAUGGAAGCUGCGGGAAGAAGGAAGACUCUUGGAAAUUGUUGAUCCAGAUCUGGAAAAGUACCCAGAGGAGCAAAUGCUUCGUUUCAUCAAGGUAGCACUGCUGUGUACACAAGCCACGUCCCAGCAGAGGCCAUCCAUGAAGCAGGUUGUCAAUAUGCUAUCUAAUCGAAUAGAGAUCGAUCUGCAAAAUGUCGUUCCACCAGGUGUGCUGAAAGAACCUCGCCAGCGUACUGGUGGCUUUGGGGGUUUGACACUAGACACAUCCUCAAGCCAAAGCACCAAAUGCAAUCCAGCUGAAUCUUACAGCACACAGACCAACAUGAAUACCGGUCAAUUUAGUACAACUGAAGUAUCCCCAAGGUGAUGCGAUGACCAGCUUGCAAGCUUGUUUGCCAUUUUCAGAGGUUUCUCACACCACCCAUGAGAUUUUAUUAUGCUUGGUGCUGACAAAUUCUCUUGAUAUGAAAGGCCUGAUCCACUUUCAUCCUGAUUUAGACCUACAUAGGAUGUGAGGGCCGUUGUGAAUUGCUGAUGUACAGGACCUGCAAUUCACCUUUUUCUUUUGCAGAGGAACUGUAGUUCAAUUUGAGAAUUGCAUUAUGUUCUUUAAAGCCUGUUGUAGGGAUACAUUGUAGGAGUACAAGAGUGCAUUGGAGACUGCAAAAUUUGUGCUCGGAAUAUGAGCAUGAAAGUUCUGAACCACAGCUACUAUGCGUAACAUGAAAGUAAAUGUUCAGCUAUUGACAAUCACAGCUUAAAGUAUGAUCUUACUCUUA